AAGAACACAAGGACUAAUACAGACAAGAUGACUAAAGCUUUCUCCUCGGUUGAAUGGCUUGCUCAAAGCAGCCGCAGAUCUCACAGAGAGCAGCCAAGCAAAGUGGAUCAGAAAUAUUCACCGUACCCCAGCCCAUCCCUGCCUUCCUGGAACAGUGAUGUGUCCCCUUCUUCAUGGAACAGCCAACUAUCUCCAGAUCCAGACAGUGCCCAAGUCUCACCAUGCCCUGCGAGUGCACAAGUAUCUCCAUAUUCCUCAGACAGCGAAAUAUCACUGUAUUCACAUGAAGAAGAAGCCUCAUUCUAUGGAAUGGACCUUAAUACAUCAUCAUCCCCUGGAGACAAUGGAUUGCUACACUCUGAAAUGGUUUCAGUGCCAGAUAAUAUUCCCAGAGCCAGUUCCGAUGAAGAUGCUGCUAAGUCUGCCUACAGCACUAGCACUGACUCAGGCUAUGAAAGUGAAACAAGUUGCUCCAGCUCUACAGCCCCUGAAGGAGAUGCCAUAUCUCUGAGUCCCAAUGAUACCUCAUAUGAAGAGGGCAAGAUGGGUCGAAGGUUGAGGACGGCUUUCACCAGUGAUCAGAUCUCCACUCUGGAGAAGACUUUUCAGAAACACAGAUACCUUGGGGCGUCUGAAAGACAGAAACUCGCAGCCAAACUCCAGCUUUCUGAAGUCCAGAUUAAAACCUGGUUCCAGAACCGCAGGAUGAAAUACAAACGGGAAAUCCAAGAUGGCAGACCAGACUCAUACCACCCAGCCCAGUUCUUUGGUGUCUACGGCUAUGCACAGCAGCCCACUCCUGUAUUCCAGCAUGCAGUCCAACAUCCCUACCCAGGUUAUAACCCACUAAUGGAAACCCUGCCUGGUACCAUGCCCUAUACCAUGCAUCCUCCUGCCAUGGACUCUAUGACUCCCUUCAACUCUCAACCUUUUCAGAUGCUCUACCUGCCCCAAGAGCACCUUGGGCAACCUCUGACCUAUCAGGAAGAAAGGCCAUUUGUUAGAUAUUAAUAUGAAGCCAAUGCAAAGGACUAUACUAAAUACUGGACUUUUUCAGAAACUUCUGUCUUCGAAUAUUAGCACUAAACAGUGGCAAAGUGUCCACAAAGUGACCUGUUUGUAUUGGGUCGUGUUUUAUUGUAUUUGCAUUAUUUUUAUUCACAUUGAAUAGUUAAUUUUAUAGAUGUUUAAAUUAACUUUAAAGAUGUAUUUCUGUUAAAUUAAUAAUAAAUGUGACUUAUAUUUUAACAGCA
Messenger RNA from Xenopus laevis (African clawed frog), 1253 nucleotides. RefSeq names its product VENT homeobox 2, gene 2 L homeolog (gene ventx2.2.L). NCBI's taxonomy places the organism in Eukaryota, Metazoa, Chordata, Amphibia, Anura, Pipidae. Gene Ontology annotation, biological process: central nervous system development; regulation of DNA-templated transcription; neuron projection morphogenesis. Gene Ontology annotation, cellular component: nucleus. Gene Ontology annotation, molecular function: sequence-specific double-stranded DNA binding; DNA-binding transcription factor activity, RNA polymerase II-specific; DNA binding. The record is from RefSeq and is marked provisional.